CCCGCCCCCCGCGCCGGGCGGAGCCGGAGCCGAGCGGAGCCGGUGCCGGGGCGGCUCAUUGCGGCGCGGCGCGGCGGCAGCAUGGCCACCACCGUGCCCUGCACCCGUUUCACCGACGAGUACCAGCUCUACGAGGAGAUCGGCAAGGGAGCUUUCUCGGUCGUCCGGCGCUGCGUCAAGCUCUGCACUGGCCAUGAGUACGCUGCUAAGAUCAUCAACACCAAAAAGCUCUCAGCCAGAGACCACCAGAAACUGGAGCGCGAGGCGCGGAUCUGCCGGCUGCUCAAGCACUCCAACAUCGUGCGGCUCCACGACAGCAUCUCCGAGGAGGGGUUUCAUUACCUCGUCUUUGACCUGGUGACGGGUGGUGAGCUCUUUGAGGACAUCGUGGCGCGGGAGUACUACAGCGAGGCUGAUGCCAGCCACUGCAUCCAGCAGAUCCUGGAGGCUGUCCUGCACUGUCACCAGAUGGGGGUGGUCCACAGGGACCUCAAGCCAGAGAACCUGCUCCUGGCCAGCAAGUGCAAAGGGGCAGCGGUGAAGCUGGCAGACUUUGGCCUCGCCAUCGAGGUGCAGGGGGAUCAGCAGGCCUGGUUCGGAUUUGCGGGCACACCUGGCUACCUGUCCCCCGAGGUGCUGCGCAAAGAGGCCUAUGGCAAACCAGUGGACAUCUGGGCGUGUGGGGUCAUCCUGUACAUCCUGCUGGUGGGCUACCCGCCGUUCUGGGACGAGGACCAGCACAAACUCUACCAACAAAUCAAGGCCGGGGCCUACGAUUUCCCUUCACCUGAGUGGGACACAGUCACCCCUGAAGCGAAAAACCUCAUCAACCAGAUGCUGACCAUCAACCCCGCCAAGCGCAUCACAGCCCACGAGGCCCUCAAGCACCCGUGGGUCUGCCAACGUUCUACCGUGGCCUCCAUGAUGCACAGGCAGGAGACAGUGGAGUGCUUGAAAAAGUUCAAUGCCCGGAGGAAGCUCAAGGGUGCCAUCCUCACCACCAUGCUGGCCACCAGGAACUUCUCAGUGGGCAGACAGACCACCGCUCCUCCCACCAUGUCGGCGGCCGCUGCCGGGGCCCCGCUGGGGCUGGUGGAACAAGCAGCUAAGAGCUUACUGAACAAGAAGGCGGACGGCGUCAAGCCCCAGACCAACAGCACCAAAGGCAGUGCCGGCGUCACCAGCCCCAAGGGGACCCUCCCGCCCACCGCUCUGGAGCCUCAAACUACCGUAAUUCAUAACCCCGCGGACGGCGCCAAGGAGUCCUCCGACAGCACCAACACCACCAUUGAGGACGAGGACACCAAAGCCCGCAAGCAGGAGAUCAUCAAGAUCACGGAGCAGCUCAUCGAGGCCGUCAACAACGGCGACUUCGAGGCCUACGCGAAGAUCUGCGACCCGGGGCUCACCUCCUUUGAGCCCGAGGCACUGGGCAACCUGGUGGAGGGGAUGGACUUCCACCGCUUCUAUUUCGAGAACUGUGAGUACCUGAGCUGCCUGGGCCACCUGCCCGUCCUGCCCGCCCUGCCCAGCCCAGCCCCAUCCCUCCCGUCUCCUUCACUGUCCCAUCUCUCGCCCACUGCCCGCCCAUCGUGGUCACCUCGCUCGCCUGUGCCCAGCCCUCCCCUGCUGGGCCAUCUGUCAGCCUGCACUGCCACCAUCCCUGCCCCUUCCCCUGCCCAUUCCCUGUCCCCAUCCCCUCACCCUUAG
Messenger RNA from Lonchura striata (white-rumped munia), 1710 nucleotides. Lineage: Eukaryota; Metazoa; Chordata; Aves; Passeriformes; Estrildidae. The record is from RefSeq and is a predicted model, not a curated record.